Motacilla alba alba is the source of this 6377-nucleotide messenger RNA. RefSeq names its product PLAG1 like zinc finger 2 (gene PLAGL2). The transcript has 4 exons. The record is from RefSeq and is a predicted model, not a curated record. Gene Ontology annotation, cellular component: nucleus. Bases 390 to 1874 code for a protein of 494 amino acids. Lineage: Eukaryota; Metazoa; Chordata; Aves; Passeriformes; Motacillidae.
GCGCCGCUCUGGCGGCCGCCACCGAGCCGUGACGUCACUCCCACAAGGCCCCGCGCAAUGGCGCCGCCGGGGCCGGGAGCGGAGCCGCGCUUGGCGGGGCCCGGGGGAACGGGGUAGCUUUGAAACUGGCCCAGAUGGCUAGGCUUUUUCGGAGGGAAAGGAGCAGUGCCCCGGUGAAAGUGGUGGAGACUCUCGGGACACCUGCACAGCUCUGGAGCAAGAGGUAGAGAACACUCAUCUUUUCUGGGAGCAAGAGAUGAAGAAGUUUUGCUAUUAAAGCAGUUUGGUCACAGGGGGCUCCAACAGAAAACUGCACCGGGACAACAUCACAGCGAGACGCCCACAGGCUCGAGUUCUGCUUGACAUGGCCAUGUUCUACUAGACCUGCCAUGACGGCAUUUUUUCCCAGUGUUCCCAACUGGAUUCAAGAUGCAAAGCAGGAGGAGGAAGAGGCAGGCUGGAAAUUAGUCCCCAGACCAAGAGGUGAAGAAACCGAAAGUCAGGGAAAAUGCCAGUGUGAACUAUCGGAGCCCUCCUUCCCUCACGUGGACAAGCUGAGAACUCACACUCUUUCCCACUCGGAGCAGAGACCCUACAACUGCCCCCAGCUGCACUGUGGCAAGGCCUUUGCCUCCAAGUACAAGCUCUAUAGGCAUAUGGCCACGCACUCUGCUCAGAAGCCCCACCAGUGCAUGUACUGCGAGAAGAUGUUCCACCGGAAGGAUCACCUGCGGAACCACCUGCAGACCCACGAUCCCAACAAGGAGGCCCUGCACUGUCCCGAGUGCGGCAAGAACUACAACACCAAGCUGGGCUUCAGGCGGCACCUGGCCAUGCACGCGGCCGCCAGCGGUGACCUCAGCUGCAAGGUGUGCCUCCAGACCUUUGAGAGCACCCAGGUCCUGCUGGAGCACCUCAAAGCUCAUUCCAGGCGGGCUUCUGGCGGGGCCAAGGAGAAGAAGCAUCCGUGCGACCACUGCGAUCGGCGCUUCUACACCCGCAAGGACGUGCGCAGACACCUGGUGGUGCACACGGGGCGCAAAGACUUCCUGUGCCAGUACUGCGCUCAGAGGUUCGGGAGGAAAGACCACCUGACCAGGCACAUGAAGAAAAGCCACUCCCAGGAACUGCUGAAGAUUAAGACGGAGCCGGUGGACAUGUUGGGUCUGCUCAGCUGCAGCUCCUCUGUGGCAGUGAAGGAAGAGCUGAGUCCUGUCCUGUGUAUGGCAUCCAGAGACAUGAUGGGUGGUAAGAGCUUCCCUGGCAUGCUGCCCGUGGGCAUGUACAGCACGCAUCUCCAAACCAUGCCAAGCUCAGGGAUGCCCCAUUCUUUGGUUCCUAAUUCUCUUCCAAUGGGAAUGAGCUAUCCUCUGGAGUCUUCUUCUCCCAUCUCCUCCCCACCGCAACCUCCUCCAAAGUAUCAGCUUGGAUCUACCUCAUAUUUGCCUGAGAAACUACCCAAAGUAGAGGUGGACAGCUUUUUGUCAGACUUCCCUGGCAGUCUGUCUCUCUCAUCUGGUGAUCCUCAGUCCUCUUCGCCUCAGCCACCCGCCCUGGAUGAGGCUUUGCUUUCCAAGAGCCCUGCUAACCUCUCAGAGGCUCUCUGUGCUGCUAACAUGGACUUCUCUCAUCUUCUUGGCUUCCUUCCCCUAAAUCUUCCUCCUUGCAAUCCACCUGUCUCAUCGGGGGGAUUGGUCAUGGGCUACUCGCAGGGGGAGGCGCAGCCACUGCUCACCACUUUGCAACAUCAACCUCAAGAGUCUCCCGGAGCCGGGGCCUCGCUGAACUUUGGGCCCCUUCAUUCGUUGCCCCCCGUCUUCACCUCCAGCUUGAGCACAACCACGCUGCCACGGUUCCACCAGGCAUUCCAAUAAGCUGGAAGUAGCACUGGAGAACAGAUCUUUCAGUCACCCUUUUGUGGAGAGCCUUAAAAACGCACAACUCUUCCUUCCUCGGGGGUGUGAAAGCUCUGGCAGAGCUGGGUCAGACAGGAGGUUUCUGAUCUCGGAGGGAGCACUUGUAGACUGGAACCCGUGCAAGUCCCAGUCCUGUACAGCAGAAAGAUUUCAGCUGAUAGACUGGAUAUAUUUUAUCUAAUUUUUAAUCUGUGAAUCAGGAGCCGCGCUUAGCACUGACCUUCCCUGAGAAUGCUGGAGCUGUAUUCCUCUCUGGGAAGGGACUGUCCCUCAGAAGGAGUUGAGACUCUUUCAUCCUGGGCUAAACUUUUGAAGAGUCCAGCUUCCAUUUCAUGUUACCACACACUGCAACUCUGGCAAAGCAGCCAACACCUCCACACGGAGAAGAAGUCACGAUACCACUCUGUAUGAAGCCAAUGGGGAAGAGGCUGUCCUUCCCUGCUACCUCUCAUCCCAUCACCCCACACAGCUUACUCCACAUCAGUGUUAAGCAACAAGCCCGUUUACAUAGUGAGUUCAACGUCGCCUCUUUGGAGCUGUUAGGAUAAACUCGUUAUGGUGAACAUUGUUUACACAACACAAAUCUCUUUCUGCCAUUGCAAAAAUAGGAGGCACCAGAAUACACUGGGUUCAUCUCUGGUGUAGCUAGAACACUGUUUACAAAACGAAGUCAGGUUGCACUGAUUUCUCUUCACUUAUCAUGUUCUUCCCCCAUGGGGAAAUACACUGCUUUUGGACCACUUCAGCCUCUGCCCCCGUAGGCAGCAGCUUCCUGCCUUUUCUCGCUGGCUGUCCCGAGUGAAGGGGAUGGAGCAGCUCUCACAGCUUAGCUUGGUGUGUGGUGUAUGGAUGGAGCCCUUUUAAAUAUCUCCCCCAGGCAAACAGAUCUGGAAACCAAAGCACGUGAGAGAGCUCGGGACAUCGAGCACUGACCUACCAGGCGUGGGUGAGAACAGGCUGCAGGCCCUGCUCCAUAGCUUCCCUUGGGAUGAGCAACAGAGUAUGAGUUUCUGGGGUUUGGGGUUUUUUUUUAACCACUCAUUGAGGUCAGCACCCUUUUUGGCUUAUCCAGGAAGGAGUCUCAAAGGUAUAUGUUAACCUCAAUGGUGAUAACAUCCAAGAAUCAGGGAAAAAAUGGUCCCAGCUUCAUGUACACACUGUCAGUGUAUUUGAAGCAUUUCUCCCAACACCAAUAGUUCUAACAAAUGCUGAGGUUUGGGGCCUGCAGUCAACUUUUCACUUUGGAUUUGGUUCCACUGGCCUUUUUUGUUCUCUCCUGCUCAAGCCUUGCCUGCUGAAGUUAAAGUCCUGCUUCCCUUGCUCCCUGCCCUACCUCUUCAACUCUUCCACGGGCUGUCUACCUACCAGGGCAGAAGGGUUAUACUGGGAAGUGGCAGCCAGCUGCUGCUGUCACUUAGCACCUGUGUUGUCUCCUGCUCCUGUUUUCCUGGGCACUUAGACUGCAGAUGGGGAUGUAUGGAGGUCACUCUGCACUGGUGCAUGUUUAUGACUAUGGACAGGCAGAUCUUCAUACCUCAGCAUGGAGGAACCAUUGUAGGCCAAUAUGAACCAGGAAAUCUGUCAAUAUUGUUCUCCAUAAAUCUAGGAAAUGCAAAAUCUACCUCUACUCUGUUAUCUCAGCUCCUUGGGUGAAGCCAGAUGCUGUCCUCCCUUGUCUCCCCAGAGCACAUCCACCUCAGUUGAUGCAGAUUCCUUCCUGCUGAGCCAUGAUCCCACUGUGUGACAUCAGCUGUGCCUCUUUUGGUCACAGGCUUGUCCCCCUUCCAUUUUACUCCAGAAUUUUAUUUUUAAUUUAGCUUAGUAAUUCUUCCCAGAAUGACUCUUUAGCAAUCCAUUGAUUCUCCAGAACAUAGAUCGGUUGUUUUAGGUUAGCCAGCAAUGCUGCAAAUAAGACUUUUGUAUCAAAAUGUAAUAUAAGAUUUAUUUACCUCAGCAAUAUCCUGUGGCAAUGAUCUCCCCGAGUUGAAUGCAGUACUUUUUCCUUUUCUCCACUGGAAAAUGUUGCCUUUCCAAGUCCAACGAGUGCCUUCUUGUUCUCUAACCUAGCAAAGGUAAACAGGGCAUUGCAGCCAGUCUGUUUACCAGCAUUGAAUACCUCAGGCCUGUCUUCUAUUGCUUUGCUCUUUGCAAAUUAAAGAGUUUCACACUGUUAUCAAUUAUAUGCAAGCCUUAUCCCUGUCUUCAGUCGAGAGGAUUAUUAUUUUUGAGAAAUAAAUGGUCAGAACUGAUCACUCGCUGCCAGUGAGGAUUAUCAGAUUUAUGCAAUGCCAUCACACACCUUCUCCCACUGCAGAACAUUCAGCUUUUUUGCUUCCUGCCUGCAUUGUACUCUGAACAGAUGUCAUCACUGGAAUUCCUUUAGCAGUGGUAGCUAAACUUAGAGCCAGGCAUCUUUUUCCUACCAGUAGUCUGUCAAAGAAUAAAUGGAAUUCAUUUUGCUAUGAUUUGCACGUGUGAUUUGCUUUCCACAGCUACUUCAAUGGGCAGAACUGCAGUAACCUCUGCCAAUGCAAGGAAAAUCUAACCCAGCAAGGGCAGCGUGGUCAGAGACAGCAUUGGAGCUGAUUCCAGGUGUUUGCACAGGAAAAUGGAUUCAAAGUUCCUCUACCACAACAGCUUGUAAUCUGAAGGUAUUUUACCAGUCAGUCUAAAACUAACGAGAGUAAUUCCAUUUGAAAUAGCAAAUAUGCAAUUCACAGAACAAAUUACAGUGAACAACUUUUACCUGUUUAUAAUACUUGGAGCAUCCAAGCUUGCAGCACUUGGGAAUCCCAGUCCCCUAGGACAUAUGUACCAAACUCUUAGGCAAGUCAGUGGAACUCAGCCAAGCUCCUGCUGAUGCAGCUGGAGUAAGGGACAAGGGUAACUCUGGCAUGCUGUGAGGGGGAUUGCUGCAGCACAGCCUGCAGUCUGUUCUGUGGUGUAUGUGCAGGGCUUCGUGGCAGCCACUCUGCUGCUUAUGUGAUAUAAAAAAAUCAUCCCAGAAGGACUUUGGGUUUGGUUUUUGUUUUGGACCUCUUUUGGGGCUGCAGGUCCAGGACACAGUUGUGAGUCAGGCAGGCAGAGCCCAGGAAACCAUUCCACUGUGAUCCCUGUGUUCUGGCACACCUGGACCACAGAGAUUGCACCAGAGCCCAAGGGCGGCAAGUACAGCACAUAAUUGUACAGGAGGGUUUAAUUAAAUAAAGGGGUAUUUUAAACUGGCUGGCUUGGGCAGAGGUCCAAAGCAGCAGGAACAGUGCAGUCAGUAAGAUAGAAACCCAUAGACCUCCAGUUAGUAAAAGAAGAGGACAUGAACUUGCCAGCCCUUAUAAAUCAGACCCUGGAUUCUCAGAAAGCCAAGGACCUGAUGUCUCCUAGAAAUAAGAACUAACAAAUAGCCAAGCCACUCCCUGGCAGCAGAGGGUUAACUCUUGCCCAUCCUUCCAGGCUCAGAUUGCCAGAACCCUGUGAAGGGCUGAAAAUCUUUUUUCCCCCAGGAUUACAGCUCACUCAAAAUCCAUUUGUAGGAAGGAACAACGUGUUAUCUUGCAUUUGCUUCCACUGAAUUUCACGUGACAGAAUACCCACACACCAUGUUGUGACACACCCGGUUCUCUGUCUCACAACAUUGCUGCUCUUUAGCCUCAGUGUUGAAAAAUGGUGUCACUUCAACUGGAAUCCUUUUUUCACCUCUGGUAGAUUGAUGAUUUCAGUACUUUUGUUGAGCUCAGCUCUUUGUUCUUUAAUUCCUUCCUUGCUGACAGGUGAACAGCAGCUGCUUGGAAGAUUUCCUGCAGUUCACUGAAAAAAUCCCCUUUUCCUUUCUCUACCAUUGCACCACCUUUGCUCUCUGGACAGAACAACCCCACAGAGGCAUUUUCUGCUGCCUGCAAUUAAAAUUUCCACAAAUAAAUCUUCAAAGAUGUGCUUCCCAUCACCCUGCCUUCUUGCUUAUCCUCUAAUCCCAGUUAGUCAGGCUGACUGAAUUCUCCCUCAGGUGCCUAUUUUUAGUUAAUUGCCUGCCCAAGCCCUGGAGCUGUUCUGCCACUGAACAGUGACGUGGAUGAAUGGCUCGAACAGAACCACUUCAGGCUUCCAUCCUCAUCCAACAUUUGUGUCUUUUCAAUAACUUACUUCUGGUAUUUUUCCCAGUUCCUAGAGAUGAGAGCUGCCACCUGAAGCUCUGAAUCCCCUCCUGGCUGACCCCUGUGCAAUAGGAGAAGGUGGUUUGGUUUAGCCUGGUCUGCUGGAUCUGGGAAGUCCAGAUUCUUUUCACCCCAAUCCCCAGCUCUGGCACCUCUCACCCUUUCCAUGCCUGUUUACCAUAACAUGCCACAGCCGUACUGAGCCUCUCCUGGGAAGCAGCUGGAAGCUGCCAGGGAGAUGCCAUUACCACUGAUCAGCUGCCUUACAGCUCCACUGUUCCUGUUCCCCACCACCUCUCAGGUUCUGCUGUCC